AUGGAAGAGGAGUACACGGCCCUCCUCGCCAACCAGACUUGGGAUCUGGUCCCUCAUCCCCCGGGCUCCAACAUCGUCACCGGCAAGUGGAUCUGGACCCACAAGCGCCGGGCUAACGGCACCCUUGAGCGGUACAAGGCUCGCUGGGUUCUCCGGGGCUUUACUCACCGCCCCGGUGGCGACUACGACGAGCUUCAGCCCGGUCGUGAAGCCGGCCACCGUCCGCACGGUGCUCUCGCUGGCUCUCACGCGCGGGUGGCCCGUGCAUCAGCUGAACCCUCUAGUGAGUCACUCCUUCGGUGGAUCAUCGCCUCUCUUCAGCAGGAGUUUGCUAUGAAGGAUCUGGGUGCACUACAUCACUUCCUCGGGGUCACUGUUGAGCCUCACCCUGCUGGAUUACUCCUUCACCAGAGGCAGUACACUCUUGAUAUCCUGGAGAGAGCUGGGAUGACUGACUGCAAGCCCUGCUCCACUCCAGUUGACACACAGGGCAAGAUCUCGGAGGCUGAGGGUACACCAGUGACAGAUCCCACUACAUAUCAGAGUCUUGCCGGGGCACUUCAGUACCUCACCUUCAGCCGGCCGGAUAUCACAUAUGUAGUUCAGCAGAUAUGUCUCCAUAUGCAUGAUCCCCGAGAGCCACACCCCACUGCUCUCAAGCGGAUCCUACGCUACCUCUGUGGCACCGUCGACUUCGGUCUCCUCCUUCACCGACAGUCGUCCUCCACCGAGCUCGUCGUCUACACUGACGCUGACUAG
Messenger RNA from Sorghum bicolor (sorghum), 759 nucleotides. RefSeq lists its product as uncharacterized. The record is from RefSeq and is a predicted model, not a curated record. Lineage: Eukaryota; Viridiplantae; Streptophyta; Magnoliopsida; Poales; Poaceae. The coding region runs from base 1 to 759 and encodes 252 amino acids. The transcript has 2 exons.